Messenger RNA from Pelmatolapia mariae (spotted tilapia), 1666 nucleotides. RefSeq names its product E3 SUMO-protein ligase ZBED1-like. Gene Ontology annotation, molecular function: protein dimerization activity. NCBI's taxonomy places the organism in Eukaryota, Metazoa, Chordata, Actinopteri, Cichliformes, Cichlidae. The transcript is spliced from 2 exons. The record is from RefSeq and is a predicted model, not a curated record. The coding region runs from base 220 to 1374 and encodes 384 amino acids.
GACGCGUCCUACAAGCCCCCAGCGAGAAGCACAAUAACAAUUCGAAUCCACGAACUGUAUGAAACGGAGAAAAAGAAAAAAGAAGAGGCUUUAGUUCACACAGAAUGCGUGGCUCUGACAGGAGACCACUGGACAUCAUUGAGUAAUGACAAUUACCUGGGAGUUACUGCGCAUUUAAUCACUGAAGCCUGGGGUCUGACAUCCUUUGCGCUGACUAUAAUGAAAACGGAAGAGCGGCACUUUGCGGAGGCUUGUGCAGAGCAGUUCCAGACUGUUGCUCGCAGGUGGAGAAUUGAGGAGAAGGUGACAACAGUAGGCACGGACAGUGCGCGCAAUAUGAUCGCCGUGGCUCGCAUCAUGCCAUUCAAUCACAUGCCGUGUACCGCGCACAUUCUACAGAGAUGCAUCACAGUGAGUCUCGCAGACAGUGGCUUUGUCACUGCGCUGGCCAAAUGCCGCAAAAUUGUUGGCCAUUUUAAGCACAGCCCAACAAACACAGCAGAGCUGAACGCAGAGCAGGUGUCACUGGGGCGCAAGCAGGAGCCGUUGGCCCAGGACGUGCCUACGCGCUGGAACUCCACGCUGGAGAUGGUGAAGCGCUUGAUCCGCAACCAAACUGCAGUAACUGCGACUCUGGAUAAACAAAAGCAUAAACUUGUCCUCCUGACGCCUCCAGAGUGGGACAAACUCCAGAGACUGGAGACACUUCUAGAGCCCUGCAGAUAUGUGACUGAACUGCUGGGAGGAGAGGCCUACGUCUCCUGCUCUGUAGUUCUACCAGCCUUCUGCCACCUGCGCUGUGUCAUGGAAGUAACUGAUGAGGACCCUGCAUAUGUGGUGAGGUUUAAAGAGAAGUUUAAGGAAGACCUUGCUUCCCGCCAGGAACAUACCAACUAUGCAUGGCUCCAGAUCGCAACUGCACUGGACCCACGUUUUAAAGACCUACGCAGUGUGCCCAAGACCGACAGAGAAGCAGUGUGGACCACACUGGCAGGCAUGCUGCAUGAAGACUCUCCUAGAAGAUCACACACUGCAGAAGAAGGUCCAGCCAAGAAGAGGCUGAGCCUGCUGCAGAUGGACUCUGACUCUGAGUCAGAGGAGGAGGUACAGCAGGACAGAGCCAUACAGCGCUACAGAGCAGAGCCCUGCACUGCCUUAGAGGACUGUCCCUUACAGUGGUGGGCAGCUCAUGCAGGAGCCCACAGCCAGCUGGCCCGCCUUGCUCGCAGAUACCUGGCCACUCCUGCCUCCACAGUGCCCUGUGAGAGGCUGUUCUCUGUAGCAGGGCACAUUGUGAACAAGAAGAGGUCUGCUCUGCACUCAGAGAACGUGGACAAGUUGGUUUGUCUCAGCAACUGGCUGAAGGAUGAGUAGACCAGAGGACCGUGUGUUUAGAGCUUGUUCUAUGGUUGAAUGUGAUUUAAACAAUACUUUUCACUGUUGUUCAUAUUUUUUUGCACUAAUCCUUACCCAAAAGGAUGAUUGGAGAUUUUUUUCUAUUUUGCCUGUUGAAUUAGGCCUAUGUUCUGUGAACUUGAAGAUGUAUAUGGAUAAAACAAUGUGCUAGAUUUAAACGGGUGGAAAACAUUCAGUAAAAAUCCCUCACAAUUAUUUGAAGCCCUGUUCUGCUUGUACUGCUUGUACUCACAAUUAAUAAUAAAUAAAA